CAAUCCAUGACAGUCCGCCGUACCAAACGAUCCCAAAAAGAAAACACGCCAGUCGUCUUCCUCGCAGAGUCGCAGCCAAUUUGCAUACUCGCAAAAUUUAUUCAGGUUCAGAAGUGUCCAGAUCUGGCACGCCUCGCUCCGCCUGGCCACGCCUUGCAACACCUCCUUACGCCUUCCCCGCACUAAACGUGCAACUCGUGAAACAUCCGACCGCCUCUGGCGAUUUCCUGCCGCCUCGCUCCGACGCUCUCGCCCACGCGCGCGAAGGCAUGCCUUUAAAAACACUGCCAGUGACCGAUUUCAAUGUUGCGGAGGCAAAGCAGCCCCAGAAUGCGAAACAAGAAGCUCAAUUCACAGACCCAGAUGUUGAGUGGCAAAUUUCUGCCAUUAGGGCUAUUCGUGAUGUUGAGACUGAACAUCUCCUGACUAAUUUGCGUUUGCUUCGCUCCUACUUCAACAAGGAACAGCAGCGAACCCCUCUAUUGCAAUAUUUUAAAGAGAACUUUCAAAACCUGUCGAAUGUAAGAAAUGGAGAAAAUGGACAAAUGGAAGUGCAAUGGAUUGAUAAAGAUGGCAAUGUAUCCAUGAAUGAUGGAAUGGAUUUACAUGAGACUCUUCUUCGCCGGUUGUCCAUUGCUUAUUCUGGUUGUUCAGCAGCAAUUCCAUCUCUUGGUGGCUUUGAGUUUUCUAGUAAAGCAGAUAAAACAAGCCUUCUGGGUGCUGAUAAUCUGCAGAUCAGCGACUUUGUGAGUAGCCAGAGACUGUCUAUUGGGAUGACACCGAAGACGCGAAGGCUCCCGAAGCCUGGGGAGAUGCUCUUAUCUGUCCAUGGCUCACCCCUAGGUGUUUACAAGGAAGACAACAUGGAAGCCAUACAUGAGUCGGAAGAGGGAUGACUGGCUUGAAAUGGCUCAAGUGGUCAAUAAGGAUUCACGACCGUGCAUUACUUGCCAAUCCAAGGUUCUUUACUCUACUUCUAGCAUUGUGCUAAUAAUCACUGUAGUGCCUGAAAGUGCUCUUGUAUCAUUGUACUGACACCUUUGAGAUUGGAUUUAUGUGAAAUAUAUUCUAUCAUUUUCCCUGUAUAUAAUUCAUAUGUAAUUUUCGUCAUUUGUUUUAGUAAUUUCCCAAGAGAAUCGAACAUGAACGUUGAUUUAAGCCAGAGAAUUGUGAUAGACUACUCGGUUUUACUCUCAAUUCAUUUCUAUCCACCAACAUUGCUUUGAUUUUUGCUUCUUAGUCAUUCAAAUGCAGUCAGCCCCUUUCAGAUUUUCCAUAAAUGCCAAAUAACUUUUAACUUUUGGUUUGAUGUAAUUCUCUGUGUUGUAGAAAUGUGUGUUUGUGUCAUGUUUAGGCCCAUGUCAUGAGUAAGAUUUUGGUCUAUAUCCCAUGCGUUCUUGGUCUUCCUCUUGUCCUUUUAGUGGCUUCCCUUUGAAUUGAAACAGAUAAGAAGUUUAUUACUUUGCCUGGUAAUAAUUUCUUCUGCCAUUUUCAUCUUCUUGCAGUUCUACUGCUAUUAUAAUCUUCUUCUCCGUUUACAGUAAAAAUAACGGCCUGUACUCUUCUCACAAUUGUGUGUGAUUUCUUCUAAUGUAGAUGAAGCAAAUUU
This is a messenger RNA of Prunus persica (peach), 1609 nucleotides long. RefSeq lists its product as uncharacterized. The record is from RefSeq and is a predicted model, not a curated record. Lineage: Eukaryota; Viridiplantae; Streptophyta; Magnoliopsida; Rosales; Rosaceae. The coding region runs from base 270 to 896 and encodes 208 amino acids. The transcript is spliced from 5 exons.